Malus domestica (apple) is the source of this 2661-nucleotide messenger RNA. Lineage: Eukaryota; Viridiplantae; Streptophyta; Magnoliopsida; Rosales; Rosaceae. The record is from RefSeq and is a predicted model, not a curated record.
UGGUUGUUAAACUUGCUGUUGUAGAAGAGUUAAUUUCUGGUAGGCAGAUGAUUAUAGUGUUGUUCCUACUAUGCAUAAGGUCGUGGUAAUAAUAUUGUGAGAUUUUGUGUCUGCAUAAAUCCAGUAAUGGUUUUGAUAAUCAGAAAGUAAUCUCUCAACCUCUUUGUGAUUAUAGUUGCUUUGAUGCUGUCAUAGGGACUUUUAUCAUACUUACAAAUUGAUUUUGAUAUAUCCAUUUGUAGGUUUAAAAUUUUUGUCAAACCCAAAAGUUACCUUGCUGGGUAUAUUUAAAAAGUAGUUUAAGUAAUCAAUAUUACUAUGGUAGUUUUCAAGUAUAUGUUAAUUGGAAUUAAUCAUUUUGGUUUUAUUUUUAAAACUACAUAUCUGUGGUAAGGAGGGAUACCUAUUGAAGUUUUGAAUUUCCAGUAAAUCUGAUCAUCAGGUGUUUAAAGAUUUGAAUUUUUAAAGUGGUUCCACAAAACCUGCAAAGUGGUUCAACAAAACCUGCAAAGUGGUUCCACAAAAAUCUGCAAAGUGGACGUUAUGUUGCUUGCAGCAGUAGAUUGUUUAGGGUUUAGGGUUUAGUUGAAAAAGAUGUACAAAAAAAAACUAGGUAAUGAGGCACUGAAUUGGGUUUGAGAGUUUUGACAUUAUGAGAGAGGUAGGGAGUAUAUAGGGAGAGAGGGAGGUAGGUGAUUUGCAGAAAUGGAGGGUGAGAGAAAAACGGGAGAAAAGGGGUAGUACAUUAUAUUUUGAUUUUAUAAUUUUGGGGGUUUUGUGUUUAAACUUUUUUAGUACUUUUUUGUAGAUAUAGCCUACAAAUGUUGGACAUAAUCAUUACUUCCUCUUACAAUUAUUAAAGUUAAUUAUAUUAACUAAAGUUGAUUUGAAUGUGAUGAUGAUGGCAACCACUAACAACAAAACAACAAUCUCCUUAUAUUAAGGAGAAAGAACCGAAAGGUGAGGAAGAAAAGAAAGGAAAGGAGGAAAGAGAGCUCUGCACAUGCAAAUGUCAGUGUACAUGUGCUUCUUGGGGAUGUUGGAGCUGGGAAAUCAAGUUUGGUGUUGCGCUUUGUAAAAGAACAAUUCGUUGAAUUUCAGUAAAGCGCGGGCAUUCAUGCUAGUGAUAUCGAUUCUGGAAGCAUGCCGAAACAAGGCUGUUUGGCCACAAUUCACAAGAAUUGCUCCGCCUUUGCCCGAGCAAUUCAAAUUCAAACAACUCCAAUUAGGCUUCCACAACAUCAACAACCUUUGCGUUGAUCUGUACUUCCACUACGCCAAGGGACAAGACGCCAUGUCGCCCGUGGAAUUCCAGGAAACUCUGAUGAACCAAGUGCUUCAUUCGGCUUGGUCGCACAAUACUCUAACCAGCCUUAAACUCAUCUGCAACUUCAUAGACAGACGCGGCGACGGUGGAAAACGCAACCAAGACGAAGCUUUCUUCACGGUAACGAUUUGGCUCCACCAGAACCACCCAAAAACCCUUGCCUACAAUCUCGUGCCAAUUUCCGGCUCCUUCGGACGUAUCCUAGACCUUCCCUGCAUUCUCUCGCAGGUUCUAUGGGGCGAAGCUCACUUGAAAUUUAUUGGGAGGACAAGGGAGGAGGCAGAUUCAAACAGAAUGGUGAAGGUCAAGGAAAAGGACGCCAAGUCAAGGGCAAGCGAAUUGUUGUUGAGGAGGAAGGCGAUCCACACAGCCAACAAGGCGGCUCAGAGAUACGAGCGCGACACUAAUUACCGCUUCUUGCACAACUGUGUUUCGGAUAUUUUUGCCCAGUGCCUCAAGUCUGAUAUUGAAAAAUUUCAUCAUCACAAGGACCAUAACCAUGACCAUCAUGAUGAUUACUGCUUGGAGAUUACCCAAACGGCUACUUCUUUGCCUACCAUCGCUGAUCAUCAUAUGUUGUUCGAAAACAUUGCAAGGAAGGUUUUCUCGCCAGAAUCAUGCCUUUGAGAAGGGGAUGGUAGUGUUUGUUGUAUUGACCGACUAAGGCAGGAGGUUUUGUCGCCCUUGAGAAAAACUAUGGCGCCAGAGGGCUGGGAACCUGCCAACCGGUGGGGUUAUAGAGUGGAGUACAAGCAAGAGCAACUGGUUGCAGCCAAUGAGAUUGAUCCUGGCUAUGCUGCGCUGCUUUCGCAUGACAUAUUAAGUUAUAUCAAGCAUCCUGAGCUCGAGCAAGAGGCUGAUGUUAAGUGGAAGAAAAUGGUGGAGGUCUACUCAAAGCAGGUGAAGUUGAAGAAUUGGUUAGCUGUGUGAUGUUGACAACACCUUGUCGGCGGGUUUGGCUUUGGGGCUUUUGUUGCCUCAAUUGAGUGACGAGCCAAGGAAGGGAAAAGUGGUCACCUAAUGCAAAAACCCUCAGCUGCAUUCGAUACAAGGCGAUGAUCUUAAUUCGAGGGCCGAAUAUAUGCAGACUUUGAUCAAAAGCCAGGAUUGGACGACUGAUUUCGGGAAGGUGUUCGAUGUGAUUCUAGAAGAGGCAAUGAAUGCGAAUUUGAAGCCAGAUAAGAUGGUCAAGAAGGUGCUUGCCUUGCCAAAUAAGAUCGUCAUUUUGUAUGAAUAAGUAGAAUAUACAUCCAUCUGCUAAGAUACAUUCAAAUCUGGCAUGCCAGUCCCCUGCCCACUACCAAAAGCCAAAGCUAAAGUACAAUUACAAUUAA